This is a messenger RNA of Hevea brasiliensis (rubber tree), 864 nucleotides long. RefSeq names its product vegetative cell wall protein gp1-like. The transcript is spliced from 3 exons. Bases 1 to 864 code for a protein of 287 amino acids. The record is from RefSeq and is a predicted model, not a curated record. Lineage: Eukaryota; Viridiplantae; Streptophyta; Magnoliopsida; Malpighiales; Euphorbiaceae.
AUGGGUACUCCAUCCUCAUUACCCAUAAACCCUAACCCUAGCCCCAGUCCGCCAUUACCUCAGUCCCCACCACCACAAACGCCGCCAUUACCACAAUCACCACCACCUCAGUCACCGCCCCCGCCCCCAAGCCAAAUACCACCUCUCAUUCCGCCGACUCCCCUCUCGCCGCAAUCCGAGCCACCAAAUGAAACACCAAUUACCGACACCCAUUCCCCAGAACCAACGCCUGAACCUACGCCUUCCCAAACAAAAACAAGAGGGAAAACAAAAAGAGCCGCAGGUAGACUCAAAGAAACCCCUGUCGGAAAAAGGAAACGAGUACCGUCUAUCCCUUUCGACUUAAACUCUCCACCUCAGUCCUCUGAACCAGUUAGCAAACGGACUAGGUCUUCCUCGCAAACCCCAAAGACCAAUGGUCCAAACACCAAGAACUCAGUCUCCCUUGCAUUCUCCAAAGACUCACUAUCCGCAGAUACUAUAGAGGAGGUAAUUUCUCCAUUACCUUGGGCUUUUAGGGAUAUGGAUAUGAAAAGGGCCUAUGAGAAAUUGCUUUCUAAAACUAUUUUGGCGAACAAGUAUAUGGAUGAGCAAAUUUUGAAAGAAUUAGGCAUUUAUGAUUCUGUCUUUGCCUAUUUGGAUGUUGUUAGCUGGACUGAUUUUGCUAAAAUAAGGGAACCAGUGGAGUUAGACAUAGGUGCUUUGAAUGCCAUUUUUGGUUUUCAGGAUUCGGGGUAUAAAAACAUUGAGUGGCAGCAAACUGUUUAUGACCCUGUUCAAUUCUGGAAAGAUAUUGCACCAUUUGGAGGAAGGGGACACGAUAUGAUCGUGGUGCCUGGGAUUUGUUUCUAUUGUGGUGCAUGA